UGCAAAUAAAGAGUUGGGCGGGGCUAGACCGCAGCCGCGCAGGUGGGGGGGGGGGUCUGGCGCGGCGGGGAGCGGUGCGGACGAGUUGCGGCUGGCACCAUGCUCACACUGCCGCCCGGGCUGAGCGAGGAGGAGGAGGCCCUGCAGAGGAAGUUUGCCAAGCUCAAGAAGAAGAAGAAGGCACUGAUGGCUCUGAAGAAGCAGCAGAACUCAACCAGCCAGGCCAGCCAAGGCGGCAUCAAGCGCUCCAUCUCAGACCAGCCGGCAGUGGACACAGCCACGGCCACUGAGCAGGCCAAGAUGUUGGUGAAGACGGGAGCCAUCAGCGCUAUCAAGGCCGAGAACAAGAACUCGGGCUUCAAGCGCUCCCGCACACUGGAGGGCAAACUCAAGGACCCAGAGAAGGGCCCAGCCCCGACGUUCCAGCCUUUCCAGCGCAGCAUCUCGGCUGAUGACGACUCACAAGAGUCCCGGCGCCCCCAAAGGAAGUCGCUCUAUGACAGCUUUGUGAGCUCGAGCGAGCGGCUGCGGGAAAGCGAGGAGGACGGGCCCCGCGGGGGUGACAAGGACCCUGAGCGUGGCGAGGGGCCCCGCAGCGCCUAUGACUGGGACCGUGGCCGGGACCGGGACCGUGAUCGAGACCGGGAUCGGGACCGCAGCCGCGACCGCAGCCGAGACCGGGACCGUGAUCGUGACCGUGACCGUGACAGCAGCUUCCGCCGCUCAGACUCGUUCCCAGACCGGCGGGCUCCACGCAAGGGGAACACAGUUUACGUCUAUGGGGCCGACAUGACGCAGGCACUGCUGCGCUCUGCCUUCACCCCCUUUGGCACCAUCAUCGACAUCUCUAUGGACAACCCCCGCAACUGCGCCUUCGUUACCUAUGAGAAGAUGGAGUCGGCUGAUCAAGCCAUCGCUGAGCUGAAUGGAGCAGUGGUGGAGGACGUGCAGCUCAAAGUGAGCAUUGCCCGCAAGCAGCCCAUGCUGGACGCUGCCACCGGCAAGUCGGUCUGGGGGUCGCUGGCCGUCAAGAACAGUGCCAAGGGCUCCCACCGUGACAAGCGCACCCAAGUUGUCUACAACGAGGACCUAUUCUGACUCCCCCCCCCCCCACUUGCUGGGGUCUUGUUUGUAUCUCCAUUUGCUAAUUAGAGUCAUUAAAGGAACCUUCCUGUG
Messenger RNA from Alligator mississippiensis (American alligator), 1176 nucleotides. It is a transcript of the gene NELFE, whose product is annotated as negative elongation factor complex member E. The record is from RefSeq and is a predicted model, not a curated record. Gene Ontology annotation, molecular function: RNA binding. The transcript has 11 exons. Gene Ontology annotation, cellular component: NELF complex. Bases 100 to 1098 code for a protein of 332 amino acids. NCBI's taxonomy places the organism in Eukaryota, Metazoa, Chordata, Crocodylia, Alligatoridae. Gene Ontology annotation, biological process: negative regulation of transcription elongation by RNA polymerase II.